Messenger RNA from Alosa sapidissima (American shad), 2503 nucleotides. RefSeq names its product solute carrier family 35 member F6 (gene slc35f6). Gene Ontology annotation, molecular function: transmembrane transporter activity. Lineage: Eukaryota; Metazoa; Chordata; Actinopteri; Clupeiformes; Clupeidae. Gene Ontology annotation, biological process: transmembrane transport. The record is from RefSeq and is a predicted model, not a curated record. Gene Ontology annotation, cellular component: intracellular membrane-bounded organelle; membrane.
UUUCAACAGGAAGAACUGCUGUCCUCUUUCAAAACACACCGGAGUGGUGAUUUGAACGACGGUGGAUGUUUUUAACACACUGGUGCGUGUAUGUCGGUUUAACUAACACCGAGCUCCAGGCUGCCACGGUAGCCUACCAGUACUCCAAAGAUACACCAUGGCUUGGACAAAAUAUCAGUUGUUUCUCGCUGCGUUGAUGCUCUCAACUGGAUCCCUCAACACAUUAUCUGCAAAAUGGGCUGAUAUGUUCCAUGCUCCAGGAUGUGGAGAUGUCCCAGAUCACACCUUCUCUCAUCCAUUCGUACAGGCAGUGUGUAUGUUCUUGGGGGAACUGUCCUGUCUGGCUGUGUUCUACCUGCUGCUGUGUCAUGACCGGAGGUCCCCUGAGCCCACAAUGGACCCAGGCCAGAGCUUCAACCUCCUGCUUUUUCUCGCACCAGCCAUGUGUGACAUGACCGGCACCUCCAUCAUGUAUGUGGCUCUGAACAUGACGAGCGCCAGCAGCUUCCAGAUGUUGCGUGGUGCUGUCAUCAUCUUCACGGGGCUCCUGUCCGUGGCCUUCCUGGGCCGCAAGCUGCAGCCGAGCCAGUGGGUGGGCAUCCUCUUAACCAUCCUGGGCCUUGUGCUCGUCGGCCUGGCCGACUUCAUCGGCAAGGACCACGACUCCUCGCACAAGCUCAGCGAGGUCAUCACAGGUGACCUGUUGAUCAUCAUGGCUCAGAUCAUUGUGGCUGUGCAAAUGGUCCUCGAGGAGAAAUUUGUCUACAAGCACAACGUGCACCCUCUCAAAGCUGUCGGCACAGAAGGCCUCUUUGGUUUCUUGAUCUUGUCGCUGCUGCUGAUCCCCAUGUACUUCAUCCCCGCGGGCAGCUUCGGCCAGAACCCCCGCCAGGUGCUGGAGGACGCGCUGGACGCCUUCUGCCAGAUCGGACGGCAGCCGCUCGUGCUGCUGGCGCUCUUCGGCAACACGCUCAGCAUCGCCUUCUUCAACUUCGCCGGCAUGAGCGUCACCAAGGAGAUGAGCGCCACAACGCGCAUGGUGCUGGACAGCCUGCGGACAGUGGUCAUCUGGGCGGUGAGCCUGGCGCUGGGCUGGGAGGUGUUCCACGGCCUGCAGGUGCUGGGUUUCCUGGUACUGCUACUGGGGACCAUGCUCUACAACGGCCUGCACCGCCCCCUGCUGGCCCGGAUACCGUGCUGCGCACACCUGGCAGGGAGCCAGGAGGAAGCGGGAAGUGACGCGGAGAGGGAGCGGCUGGUGACGGAGAGCUAACUGCUAACAGCUAACGGGGGUUAAAAAGGGAGGUGAAAAAAAGGGAGGUUGUUUUUGUUUGUUAAAUGGAUUUCUACCACUACCUGUAGAGCAAAAGCAUUACAUGUUUUACAUCAUGUUCCGUGACAUGACAUGACAUAACACAUAAAGGGAUAAUGUACUGGGGAACAAGUGUAAUUUAAGAUGACAAUAGUUUAAAAAAUUCCAUAAACAAGGAAUAUGUACUUUUAUUUUUGUUGGAAUGUACAUUUUAUAUAUGAUGGAGUUAACACCAUGUACUCAUACCAUGUAUUUGUGCCAGUAAAUGAUGUGUAGACCUUUUUUACAUGGUACUAUAGUACAAGGGUUCUCAAACAUUUGUGGGCCGGGGACCCCUCAUGGAGGGGAAAAUUCUCCAAGGACCCCUCAUAAUCGCAACACAUAAAAACUUAAGUUAAUCAUGUAGCUGUAUAGCCUUUUUUUCCUGUUAAAUGCUUUUUUUCUGUUAGAUUUAUUUUAAAAACAUCGAGUGCUAAUACCACAAUAGUCAUGUUGGCAAACUUUGACAGUAUGUAGGAUUUUUUUUAAAGGAUUGUUGUUUCUUUAUCAAAUGUAAGCCUAUUGUGUUGAACACAUAGUGUUUGCUUCACAUAACUUUCAUUUUAUUGGCGGUUAAUUAAUAGUAAAGUGUUUUAACGUAUUGAUGUAACGUAUCAGCAGAUCAAUUGGGCAAAUACUGAUACUGUAGCAUUUUUCGCCAUUUAAGACAAUUUCAUAUUUUGUAGCAAACUUUGUCAGGGACCCCCUGACAAUGUGCUGCGGACCCCACUUUGAGAACCAAUGCUAUAGUAGAUCAUGAACUUCAGGUGUUCAUAGUAGCAAAAUUCACUUGCACUGUCUGUAAACAUGAAGUGAGUACCAUACCGUAAGGCCUUGGAAAGGCAUGGCUGUUAACGUGUUUGAGAGUUUCUUUGGGAAUUGCUCUUCUUAUGCAAUUCUUGUUUUUGCCAAACACAAAGAUUUACAUGGUGCAGUGUCUAGGAGAUAAUGAAUGGCCUGUUAUGAUGGUAAACAGUGGCUUGAUGUCUCUGUACCUCUUUGUAUCUGUUCCAACAGCCAUUAUCUCCACAAAGAGUAAAUGGAUGCAAGAACAAUCAGAGUGCUCAGUCUAGCGUGCAUGCUUGCCAGCUUUUUUUAAUCAAUGUCCCUCUUUUUCAAGUGAAUUUCAACCAAUUAAAGGUUCUUGCCUCA